AUGGUGGAGCGAACAGAGAGCCAGUGUCCACCAGAGAACAGUGUCCACCAGGACAAGGAGCCCGGUGCUCAGCUGGUGGGGGCAGUGAAGGUGAUUUUCUUCUCUUCCAGCAUACCUGGAGUUAUGAAUGACACCCAUGACAAGAGCAACAUCAGCGCUACUGUGGAAUGGUUCCAGUUCAUCAUGUACAUCCCCACAUUUAGCCUGGGAUUGCUGUUCAAUGUGAUGGCUCUGUUGUUACUCUUUUUUAAGGUUAAAAAGCUGUCAGAAUCUACUGUCUACAUGAUAGCCCUUAUAUUCCUGGAUACUUUGCUGUUGUUUACUCUUCCUUUUAAAAUCAUUUCCUACCACCGUCAGGACAAGUGGAACUUGGGGUCUGUGUUUUGCUCUGCCUUGGAGAGUCUUUACUUUGUAAACAUGUAUGGCAGCAUUCUCAUCUCCCUCUGCAUCUGCGUGGACCGGUACAUCGCUAUCCAGCACCCCUUCACAGCCCCCUCCCUGAGAUCCAUCAGGAAAGCUGCCAUGGUCUGUGCUGUUGUCUGCCUGGGCACCUCGGUGGGGACAGUCUCUACAUCCCAAUUGCAUGAAAAGGGCCAAGACAUCUCAUCCUGCUUCCAUAACUUCUCCCCGAGGACAUGGGCGGACAUAGGCCUGUUCAGCACCUUGGAGACCAUCUUCUUUGGCAGCAUGGCAGCCAUGACGUUCUGCACUGCCCAAACUGUCAGGUGCCUGAGAAGGCACAGAGAUCCAGACAACCCCCAGACACACAUCACCAGAGCAGAGAGGAUCGUGGUGACAAACCUCGUGGCGUUUUUGGUCUGCUUCACCCCUUACCACGUGGCAUACUUCGUGUACUUCUUGGUGAAGAGAAACAUCAUCCACAUCAGUUUUCAAAAAGUGCUGCGAGAUGUCGUUCAGAUUACCCUUUGCUGGGCAAACCUGAACUGCUGUCUGGAUGGCGUGUGUUAUUACUUUGUUUUAAAGGAGUCCUUGGAGGAACCAUCGCAAAACACGGAAAGAAGAGUCAGGCCAAAGCCUUGAUUUACAUACUGCAUGUUAGUUAC
This is a messenger RNA of Manacus vitellinus (golden-collared manakin), 1064 nucleotides long. Its product is annotated as G-protein coupled receptor 55. The record is from RefSeq and is a predicted model, not a curated record. The transcript is spliced from 2 exons. Gene Ontology annotation, cellular component: membrane. The coding region runs from base 1 to 1041 and encodes 346 amino acids. Lineage: Eukaryota; Metazoa; Chordata; Aves; Passeriformes; Pipridae. Gene Ontology annotation, biological process: phospholipase C-activating G protein-coupled receptor signaling pathway; positive regulation of Rho protein signal transduction. Gene Ontology annotation, molecular function: G protein-coupled receptor activity.